Messenger RNA from Phymastichus coffea, 1832 nucleotides. RefSeq lists its product as uncharacterized. Bases 430 to 1488 code for a protein of 352 amino acids. Gene Ontology annotation, biological process: removal of superoxide radicals. Gene Ontology annotation, molecular function: superoxide dismutase activity; copper ion binding. The record is from RefSeq and is a predicted model, not a curated record. The transcript has 3 exons. NCBI's taxonomy places the organism in Eukaryota, Metazoa, Arthropoda, Insecta, Hymenoptera, Eulophidae.
AGGAAAACGAAUAUUUGAAUGUGCGCCUCGAUUUACAUAUGAAGUUUAAACUUCUCUUAGAAUUUUUUCAAAACGCUAUAUUAUACUUGAAUUCUCCGUACUGAAUUCGCAAGAGUCUAAUUUGCAUCGAAAGAUCUGAAGCUCACUCGCCGUAUCGUUCGGAUACGGGGUAGCAUCACUCGUGAAGACCAGCUACAGCACGUUCGAGACACGAACGUAGAAAUACAAGUGCCAGCGCUUGACAAUUAUACGAGCGUCGCAGCAAUUCUCUUGGCAUACGUACGUCGAUGCACGUAGAGAGGCGUUGCUUCGGAGAAAGGUGCUAGGCGCAAGAGCGUCGGACUAGAGCGAGUCGCCUUUGCCGUGACGGGUCGGUCUGCGACUUUCACCGGCACACAGCCGAUCGGCAUCAAGCAGCAAAUUCGGAAAAUGGCCAGUGUGCGUCGGUCGCGAGGAAAGCCGCGAAAGCAGGCGCAGUCAGCUAGCACACGUAUGGUAGUUUGCGCUCGGCCAAGGUCCUUCGCGCGCGAUGCCAGCGUUCGCAGGUCCUCUCAAGCGUGCAGCGCGUCUUCUCGGUCGAGACUAUAUUUACGCGCAAAGACGAGUAACAGGUCGCCAGUUACUCGAGGCACCUGCUCGCGAGCGCCGCGAGGCUGUCUUGCAUUACGCAACCGACUAGCCGCCGCGGUCGUUUCCAAGACCGAGCCCGCCUCUCCGCGCGUCACUCUCGCACUCGCACUCGGCGUUUUAUUGCACCUGCCAGCGGCAGCGCGCGCUCUCCGCCCAAAGUGCAUUCCAAGUGACACUCGGCACUUCCGGACAACAAAGAUGCAGUCGUUCGCGCGCUUGCUGCUCGCAAUUGGCUUGGUUUGCGCUGCGUCUGCCGGCCCCGUCGAGGACGGAUCGGCGCACGCAAGCAGCGACCGCACGCUCUUCAUCAGAAGCCUGCCCGGCUAUCCCGGCAGCAGGAGCAACGUUUAUGAGGUUUACAUGGAACCUUAUCUUUUUGCAAUAGGUCUAAAAGCCACGGUAGAAUUGAGAGCUCUUGGUGAGGACGGGAAUCCCGUAGAAGGGCCAAGGGGACUCCUUACUCUUGAACAACACCCGAAUGGAGUGAGAAUAUACGGAACAAUAACGGGUCUCGCCAAAGGUCUUCAUGGUUUCCAUGUACACGAAAAGGGAGAUUUAUCUAAAGGCUGUGGCUCGGCUGGACCUCACUUCAACCCUUAUUUGGUAAAUCACGGCGCUCCAAAUGAUCCUUUGCGUCACGUCGGCGAUUUAGGCAACAUCGAGGCAGGCGAGGAUGGAGUGGCUCAAAUAGACGGUGUCGAUCAUUACUUGACACUGACCGGUGUCCGUGGUGCUAUAGGCAGGGCCAUUGUUGUGCACGAGAAACAGGACGACCUCGGUCGCGGCGGUACCGAGGAAAGCGCCAAAACUGGAUCGGCUGGAGCUCGUCUUGCUUGCGGCGUUGUUGGCUUCAUUUAGCUCUCGCUCUCGCUCUUUACUCUCCCUUGAUACCCUCUCCAACUCGGACAUUUUUUUUAUCAGUCACCUACAGCGCAACCUUCCCAACGUUUCCACUUUAUUUUAUGCAGAUAGUUGUAGCCAGAUAAAAAUAACUAUACACGUUGCUCAUCGCUUUAGACAAACUGCCAAUUUAAUAGCCAGAUACUUCCUUGUUGACAUCAUUUACCAAUUCAAUCAACGUGCUUUCAUUUUUUUAUGUGUUCAUUCGUCAAUGCUGUGCUGUUAAUAUUUUUAGAUUUAUUUUUGUAAAAUCGUUUUUGAACGGUAGCGAGGACAAAAUAAAGUAUUUCCAUGAAAAUGUC